GGAGGGGCGCCGCCCCCGCUCCGCUGCCCGCCCCCGGGCUUGGUGGAGGCGGACGGGCCGCGGCGCGCGGGGAGGAGGGCGGAAGGACUUGCUGGCUCCCGACUAUAUUUGACACCUCAGCAUGUAGAUUGCUGUUGACAUCACUUAUCUGAAGAGUUUUUGAAGACUGGCGUCUGCCUGUAGGGUCAGAAGAUGGGUAAGAAGAGCCGAGUGAAAACUCAGAAAUCAGGUACCGGAGCUACAGCAACAGUGUCACCAAAGGAAAUGUUGAAUCUAAUUAGUGAACUAUUACAGAAAUGCAGCAGCCCAACCCCUGGCCCUGGAAAGGAAUGGGAAGAAUACGUGCAGAUUCGUGCUCUAGUUGAAAAAAUACGGAAAAAGCAAAAAGGGUUGUCAGUUACUUUCGAUGGAAAAAGAGAAGAUUAUUUCCCUGAUUUGAUGAAAUGGGCCACUGCAAAUGGAGCAUCCACGGAGGGGUUUGAAUUGGUUAACUUUGAAGAGGGCUUUGGCCUCAGAGCAACAAGGGAAAUUAAGGCAGAAGAACUGUUCCUGUGGGUUCCAAGAAAAUUGUUGAUGACAGUUGAAUCAGCUAAAAAUUCAGUGUUGGGGUCCUUAUAUUCUCAAGACCGAAUCCUUCAGGCUAUGGGGAACAUCACACUGGCAUUUCAUCUUCUUUGUGAACGAGCCAACCCUAGCUCUUUCUGGCUGCCGUACAUACAGACUCUCCCGAGUGAAUAUGAUACUCCUCUCUAUUUUGAAGAAGAUGAAGUUCAGUAUCUUCAGUCAACACAGGCCAUCCAUGAUGUCUUCAGCCAGUACAAAAAUACAGCUCGACAAUAUGCCUAUUUCUACAAAGUUAUUCAGACCCAUCCUAAUGCCAACAAAUUGCCCUUGAAGGAUUCUUUCACUUAUGAGGACUACAGAUGGGCAGUGUCUUCUGUUAUGACGCGACAAAACCAAAUUCCAACAGAAGAUGGUUCCCGAGUGACUCUGGCUUUGAUUCCUUUAUGGGAUAUGUGUAAUCACACCAAUGGGCUGAUUACUACUGGAUACAACCUAGAAGAUGACCGUUGUGAAUGUGUGGCCCUGCAAGACUUUACUGCUGGCGAGCAGAUUUACAUUUUUUAUGGCACUCGGUCAAACGCAGAGUUUGUGAUCCACAGUGGUUUCUUCUUUGACAAUAAUUCACAUGACAGAGUGAAAAUCAAGCUGGGAGUGAGUAAAAGUGACAGGCUUUAUGCGAUGAAGGCAGAGGUCUUGGCUCGUGCUGGCAUCCCAACUUCCAGUGUUUUUGCCUUGCAUUUUACGGAGCCGCCCAUCUCUGCCCAGCUUCUGGCUUUCCUUCGAGUAUUCUGUAUGACUGAAGAAGAGUUGAAAGAACAUUUGAUCGGAGACCAUGCUAUUGACAAAAUCUUCACCCUGGGUAACUCUGAAUUUCCUGUUAGUUGGGACAAUGAGGUUAAACUUUGGACAUUCCUGGAAGCCAGAGCAUCACUUCUUUUAAAAACAUACAAAACCACUAUUGAGGAAGAUAAAUCCUUCUUGGAGACCCCUGACCUUACUUUUCAUGCAACAAUGGCCAUCAAACUACGUUUAGGAGAAAAGGAGAUCUUGGAGAAAGCAGUGAAGAGUGCAGCGGCCAACCGCGAGUACUUUUGCAAACAAAUGGAGGAGGGCUCUCCUCUCCCUAAAUAUGAAGAGAGCAAUAUUGCCUUGUUAGAGAAUAGCGUGGCAGACUCUAGACUUCCAAUUGUCUUGAGAAACCUUGAAGACGAGGCAGAGGUGCAGGAGGACUUAAAGAUCGAAGAGGCAAUUCCUGAUGCGGGAGUCACAGAAAAUGGGUUUGUAAAUGGUGAAAACUCUAUACCCAAUGGGACCAAAUCCGAAAAGGAAAAUCUAAGUCAAGAAGAAAGUAACCGAAAGACUGAAGAUGCCAAAGAAUCUUCUUCAGACAGCACUGACGAGGUUAAAGAAUAAUAAUCAAAGCUCAACUUUAUUGUGAAAUUAAAAUCAGCAGACGCUUAUGAACAGUACAUUUACGUUGGUGUGUUUCCUUGUUAACAUUUUUCUUUCUGCAGAGAGGAAAAUUUGUUUUUGCUGCUUCAUAUAAAAAUGAUUUUUUUUAAGUUAUUUUAAAAAAUCUAGCUUCCCUUUUCAAUUAAGAUUGCCAUCUUGCUUUCAGGCAAAACAAACGUUUAAAAACACAAUACAGUGGGGAAGAGGUGCCUUUGGAAGAUUUUGCAGACCCAUUGUGGGACAAAUGUAUUUUCUUCCUGGGGAAGAAUUAAGCUUUUCUGUCUGCUGUGCUUUUGUUGGUCUGUCAUUCUGACGACCAAAAUUAAAAGCUAGCUCUGCCUCCUGCCAAGAGAAACGGAGGGCAGGACUAGCUGGAGUAUUCACCACAAAGGUGGGGGGAGCAGCACAGCAGAAAACCAAAUAAGAGGUUCAGAAACUUUGGAGACUGGCUAAACACACUAGGAAAAAGAAAAACCAGAGAUUCCAGGCUCAGAAAUGUGUGCCCAGAAAGGUAAGGUGGCAACCUUAUUUUUAAUAGUUUUAGAUGUUAACGAUAAUCCUAAUUAUAUAUACUUAGUGAUUUUGGAGGAUUUGUUUACUUUUCGUGUUUUGUUUACUGUGUUACGAGCAUCACUUUCCUCCUUGAAUCGAAGUAGGAUACUCCAUCAUCUGCCUAAUUUUAAAAGCUGACUCUUAUUUUCAAGUGGUACAUCAAAUUUCCAGUGUUGGGAAUGGAAGCGUUUGGAAGCAAAAUAGGCCAGCCCACAGCUUUAUGCUCUGCUGUCCCACGUGAGGUUGUUCCCCAGCUUAGCCCGGUUUUCACAAGCUAGCUAGAGAUUUUCAGAGCUACACUUUUGACUAAAAACCAUUAUUAAAAGGAAACCAUGAUUAAUA
Messenger RNA from Tachyglossus aculeatus (Australian echidna), 2910 nucleotides. RefSeq names its product SET domain containing 3, actin histidine methyltransferase (gene SETD3). Gene Ontology annotation, biological process: positive regulation of transcription by RNA polymerase II; actin modification; peptidyl-lysine dimethylation. Bases 193 to 1977 code for a protein of 594 amino acids. Lineage: Eukaryota; Metazoa; Chordata; Mammalia; Monotremata; Tachyglossidae. Gene Ontology annotation, molecular function: histone H3K36 methyltransferase activity; protein binding; transcription coactivator activity. The transcript has 14 exons. The record is from RefSeq and is a predicted model, not a curated record.